AUGAUUCCUGAGGCAGUGAAGGCUAACUGGAGAAAGAUCUGUGACUUUGAAAAUGCCAGCAAGCCCCAGAGAAUUGAAGAAUCAACUGGCGGUAUUAUCGAAAUUCUAAGUAAAAUAGAUUCAGAUGGAGGAGUUUCAGCAAAUCAGACCAGCCAUGUGGCAUCAUCAAAAGCCACAUCAAGAACUGGUGAAGCUGUUGGCCACACACUUCCUUCAUUUUCUACUGCUUACACGGAACUGGAAACUAUUAUGUAUGCUCUUGGAGUGGGAGCAUCGGUCAAGGAACCAAAGGAUCUGAAAUUUAUUUAUGAAGGACAUUCUGACUUCUCCUGUUUGCCUACCUUUGGAGUUAUUAUAGCUCAGAAAUCCAUAAUGGGUGGACAAUUAUUAGAGAUUCCUGGGCUUUCAAUUGACUUAGCAAAGGUUCUUCAUGGGGAGCAGUACUUGGAGUUGUAUAAACCACUUCCCAGAACAGGAACAUUAAGGAAUGAAGCAAUUGUUGCUGAUGUCCUAGAUAAAGGAUCCGGUUUAGUACAUGUUAUCGAUGUCUAUUCUUAUUCUGGGAAGGAACUUAUAUGUUUUAAUCAUUGGCUCUGGAGGCAUUGGUGGAAAACAGACUUCAGAUAA
Molecule: messenger RNA, 627 nt
Organism: Pipistrellus nathusii (Nathusius's pipistrelle)
Lineage: Eukaryota; Metazoa; Chordata; Mammalia; Chiroptera; Vespertilionidae
Source: the annotation of a GenBank genome assembly